Cladocopium goreaui is the source of this 4710-nucleotide messenger RNA. The record is from the annotation of a GenBank genome assembly. NCBI's taxonomy places the organism in Eukaryota, Dinophyceae, Suessiales, Symbiodiniaceae.
AUGAAACUGAUGUGGCUCCUGGCGCUGGCCCUUUUUCGCUGCGUGGAGGGGCUUAGUCUGGACGUGGGAAGCUGCGAGGCAUCCAGCAAUGUGAACUUCUGCAACUAUGCCUUCGAUAAGAAUCUCUCGAGCGCAUGGGCCUCUUCUGGACCUGCCCCCCAGUGGGUGGAAGGCCGAAUUGCAGGCGGGAUCUAUGCCUCCUUGGGCUCCUACACCAUCAUCUCGGUGCCGGGAAAUCCCAACCUGGCACCUACGGCCUGGCGUUUGGAAGGGGUGGAACCUUACACCGAGACGCGGCAAACCUUGGAUGAGGUCACGGGUCACAUUUGGUACGACGGAGACGCGGCCAUCCGCAACCUCGGAGGUCUGACCUCCUGGAGGAGUUAUCAACUGACGAUGCUUCAGGGCCUAGGUACGCAACUGGCCAUCGCGGAGCUCCAGUUGAUGCCCAAAAUGGGCUACACCUUUGAGCUGUCGGACUGGAACCCGUGCUCCGUCACCUGUGGUGGUGGCACCCAAGAUAGGAACGUGACUUGUAAAGGAAGCGAUGGUGUGAGCUACAGCGACAACCGGUGUACCACCGGAGAGCCUCCCGCCCGUUCCCGAAUUUGUGGAACUGGAAUUUGUGCGUGCGAGGGCGGCUUGGCCUGUGGUGCCAGCUGCACGGCUUCCAGCAGCGCCACCGCUGACCUGGGCUGUAUUGUGGCCUUGGACGGAGCCGUGCUUUCAGCAUGGACAUCCGGGGCUCCACCUCCCCAGUGGCUCGAGUACGACCUGGGCAAGGUGCGCACGCUGGAAAAAUUCACCAUCACCUCGGGUGUGUGUACAGUUUGCCACUUACAAGAAGGACCUUCGAUCAUCUCCUUGCAGGCCACCAACCAAGGGCCUGAAAUCUCCGGGCGAAGUUGGCUGCAGCUGCGCCAACCCUUCAGUGUGGGAUCUGUGUGGUCUUCCGGUGAGACCAGAAGGUUCAAUCUGCCUGAAGGAUCCUCGGCCUUCCAGUACUGGCGCCUGUACUUUCACGAGACUUUUGGCGCUGGAGGAACGGUCUACAAGGUCCACGUGGCAGAAGUGGGUCUCUUUGGGCCACCCACGGAAUUCCGUCUGUCCGUGGGCCCAUGGCAAGAGUGCGAGCCACUGGGGGGGACUUACGCCUGUGGUGAUGGGAUCAGCCGCAGAACGGUGAAUUGCUACGAUGAUGAGAACUAUCCGCAGGCCUUGGAGAACUGUGAGAACGGUCCUGAGACGCCGAAAGAGAAGGGCUGUAGUUUGGAUUGUCCCCUGCUGCAGAUUGCGGGGGCCACGCCACACCCGGAGUUCUUUGGCAUCCUCAGGAAGCUCCAACGUCAAGUGGGCGGCUUUGACCGGCCUCUGGAUGCCUUGCUUCUUGCGGCACAUGACAUCCUGGAGACAUCGGAGACACCGCACGCGGCCCGCGGUUUCUUGCUGCGCGGACCUCCUGGCUCUGGAAAGUCGCAUUUGGCGCAGGAAUUCGCUGCAGUGGUGAGUCAUCAGAGCUUGAAGCAGGUUCCUACUCUGCACGCGGAUGCUGCAGAAGGCCCUCGUGGCAUUGAGGCAUUCCAGGCAGCUUUGCAGCUGGCCACGCAGCGGGGGCGGAAACAUCGUGAUGUCGUGUCAGGUGAGUCCAUUUCCCUGGAAGUGUUGAUCUUGGAAGGUGCUGAAACCCUGGGGCCCCGCUGGGAGUCCAAUGACGAGAAGGAAGAUCUGGAUCUGCGACAGGUACUUGCAGAUCGCUUGUUGUGGGAGUUGCACCUCUGGCACCUCCACUCUUUACCCGUGCUGCUGUUGGUCCCCUGGACUUCUCUGAUGACGGAGCCUGUGAUGAUUUGUGGACCUAGGGCUGUGGAAGCCAGCAUCACCUUGCCCAUACCCUUGAACAUCAAGCAGCGGGAAGAAGUGCUCAGAGUCUGUUCCCGUCAUUUGAAUCUGAAUGAUGAUCUGUUGCUGUGGCUGGCAGAGUUCACUGGUGGCUUCCUACCCUGCGACCUGGUGGCCCUCUGUCGUUCAGCUGCGUUGCUGGCUGUGCGUGCGGCCCAAAAUGCGGGCUGUGAGGUGCAAGUGAAGAAGGAACAUUUCCAGAAAGCCCGAAGCGCCAUGAAUCCCACUCCCAUGCGCGCAGCCGAACAGCAACGAGCCACCGAAGCUGGGCUUGGCUUGGAAGAGAUCAUUGGGCAGGCGGAGGCUGUGCGGAGACUGCGCGAGGAGGUGGUGAAGCCUUUGAAGUCUUGGCAGCAACUGAACUUUUCCACCUUGGAUCCACCUCUGCUUUUGUUGCUCAGUGGUCAGCCCGGCAGUGGCAAAAGCUUUGUGGCGCGGCAGCUGGUCGCAGAACUGCACUGGCACCUCUUUGUGGCCUCCCCGGCAGAUCUGUUGGCCUCGCGCGUGGGCGCGGCAGAGAAGCGCACGGCACAGCUGCUGGCGGCGGCGCGGCAUUGCGCGCCCAGCGCUGUGUUACUGGAGGAAAUGGAAAAUUUGGUGCCGAAGAUGGAGAAGGAUAAUUUGGAAGGUUCCGAGACCUGCGUGACGUACGUUCUGCGCUCCGAGCUGGAUACACUGCAGGAGCGACGGCGGCAAUUUCGCUCGGCGGCGCUGGAUCCCUUGGCUGCGGAGGCGCUGUGUUUGAUCAUUUGCACCACAAAGCAUCUGGAGCUGCUGGCCCCGUGGCUCCUGGCGCCCCAGCGCUGCGCCAUGCACGUGCCGCUGACCUCCAAGCUCACCGAGGAGGACAUGCUGCAGCUGCUUCAACGCUCUUCCCAUGGCAAGGCUUCUGAGGCCACCCUUCGAGCGGGGGCUGAAGCACUCUGCAAGGUGGCUUGUUCGGCCUCAGAUGCAGCGGCCAUUUGUCGCAUUGCAGCUGUGUCUGCAGUCAGAAGGGUGACCUUGACGGCGCAGUGGAUGGCGAAGAUCCGUUGUGCCGCAUAUCAGGUUCCUAUGACCUCGGAUCCAAGCCCUGGAGAGUUGGAUGGAGCUUUGUACAAAGGCAUUGGCUACGCGGAUGACAACAAUGGGACAACUGAUGUUGAUGGAAUUCUUGUCACCAGAUUUGCCGGAGAAGAGUUUGAGGUGCGCUGCAAAGUGGUCGGCGGGACUUUAACCUUUGGCACCGGGCGUCGUGCGGUGCUACGCCCCGUGCCGCUGUUGAUGGGUUGCUAUGCAGAUUCAUUUUCCGCACGGGAUUUGCCGGAGUAUCAAGGUGUGCAGACACAGGCAGAUGCUUGCUUUGGAUCUCAAUACUUUGGCAUUCAGAUGCGCGGGAAAUGCUACUGUGGCGACAGCUAUGGACGCUACGGAGUAAAGCUUCCCAACAGAACCGCAGGUCUCACAGGUUGUGACUGCAACGGUCCCUACUUUGCCUACGAAGCCAAUUGCGUGUGGGAACAGAGCACCGGACGCUUUGGAGAUGAGACCAUGCUGCCUCUCCGUGUGGAGUCCGUGGGCUCCAACAGUGCUCAGAUCUUGGCGGUGGUGGAAGCCGAUGCCCGUAUACGCUGCAAUGUGACAGCAGCAGGGGCCACCAGUGCUCCCAGUACUUCUGCUUCAUGCACCAAUCAGGGCUGUACUCUGUCGAUGGGAAAUCUUGAAGCAUCCACCACGUACACUCUGCUCUGCCGAGCGGAAGCCAACGAUGGGCACCGCAGCGAGCGGCUGGCCACACUGCUGGUGCGGACGUUGGAUCCAGCACUGCCGCCCAUCACGAUGACGCCCACGCGGGCACCACUGGAUCUGUCGGAACCCUACUAUGUGCUGUCAACCACCCGUCCACCCGUCAUCAAAAUUCCCCACGGAGUCGCACCUUGGGACUGGCUCUGGGUGCCCACCACACUGAUGGGCUGCCUGGCACUGGGCUUCGCGAUCCAUUGCUGCGCCAGGGGAAAGAACGCCUUGGUUUUGGAGUCCCUGGAUUUGCCCCACACCUUCUGGUUGAUUUGGGAGCUUCUACUAGUGGUGGACCUCUCCCUAGGUGUCGGCCUUUUGCUUGACAUCCUGCACGGCCGCUUUGAGAGGGAAGCGCCUUACUGGGAUGUUUUGGGCGUCGUGCAGGCUUCAGUGCUUUUCUUUGAAGCUGCUAUACAUGGUGCAGCGUUUCUGGGUUUUGGCGCGCUUCCUGCUCUGGCCAGAAUCCUGGCAACACAGGUUCUGAAGAGACGAAGUGGAAAUAGCUGGACACUCCAUCGAUACAAAGGUGUACAGCAUCGACUUGGUUCCAGACAGCAGCAGUCAGCUCUACCGCCUGAACUUGAUACUGACCAGAAUCCAUCACCUCUCCACUAUUUGCCUGGAGCUUCCCUGUGGGCUGUGUGCAGAGCUAGUUCACACGACUUGGAGUUGGUGAUCCCAUACAAAGUGGGUAUCAACUCCUUCCACUUCCUGGGCAGCGUGGUGCAAUUUUUUUGUGCCACAUUUUUUGUGUCUCACCCUUGGCAGGUGGCUGUCUCCCUAGGAGUCGCCAUCUCCGCCAUGUGCUUCACGUUGCUGCUGGCCAUUGUCAUGGCCCUGGCGCUGAUGCGCGCGCACCACGUAGCCAGCAGCGGCCUGAUUCGCCUCGCCCCGGAGGAGCUCGGGAAUCUGCGGGCGGCGGCGGCACCAGCGGUAGCUUCGGCUGCGCCGCCCAGGGUGGGGUUGAAAGGAGCGCCAAGUGCCAAAGCUCCCAGAUCCUUGGGCAAAGCUCAAACACAAAGAAGGACUUGA